AUGGAUCUUUUCUGUUUCGUCAUCGUUUUGCUCCACGUUUCAUUGGCCACCACCGCCGACUUCUCUCAAGUUUUCAAGUGGCAGGAUGAGUUGGACUACGAGUGGCCUUCCGAGAAGAGCAGGACACAUGCCCUGAAAGUUGGAACUUUUAAACCAUCGAAUUUUGAACCUCGUUACAUGGCUGUUUCAAGAACAAGGAUCUUCCUCAGCCUUUUUAGAACUGUUGGCAUUUCGGUGACUCUGGUGUCUUUGCCGACGAGCAGCGCGUCCUCUGCGCCCCCGAAGCUCACUCCGUUUCCUUCUUGGGACAUGCAUGGCUAUGGAGACUGCAACAAGAUUGAACGAGCGAGAGGGCUGGAAAUGGAUUCUGUCGGCCGGCUGUGGGUGCUGGACAGCGGUAGCGAAAAAUGCGACGUAAAACUUUGGAUUUUCGACUUGUUCAACAACGAUCGUACCAAACUCGUUCAUCGGUUUACAAUUCAAAAAUGGAUGCACGACUUGGUGCUCGACGAAACGCCCAACGGAUAUUUCGCCUACAUCGUGCGGUGGGAAGAAGAACACAUUGUCGUCUUUAGUUUGGAAAGAAAUCAAUCUUGGAAUGUCUACACGGCUGGAAUCAAGGCUUUUUCCAUUGCCGUUUCCCCCAAGAGUCGCUGGACUGAGAACCUUUUGGCCGAUUAA
Messenger RNA from Cloeon dipterum, 681 nucleotides. RefSeq names its product protein yellow-like. Lineage: Eukaryota; Metazoa; Arthropoda; Insecta; Ephemeroptera; Baetidae. The transcript is spliced from 3 exons. The coding region runs from base 1 to 681 and encodes 226 amino acids. The record is from RefSeq and is a predicted model, not a curated record.